Phacochoerus africanus (Common warthog) is the source of this 1932-nucleotide messenger RNA. It is a transcript of the gene ASPG, whose product is annotated as asparaginase. The transcript is spliced from 16 exons. Gene Ontology annotation, molecular function: asparaginase activity; protein binding. The record is from RefSeq and is a predicted model, not a curated record. Bases 54 to 1769 code for a protein of 571 amino acids. Lineage: Eukaryota; Metazoa; Chordata; Mammalia; Artiodactyla; Suidae.
CGCUUCCCCUCGGUGCCCUGGCCUCCCUCUCCUCGGUGCCCUCGGUCGCCGGCAUGGCACGCGCGGCGGGGCGCGAGCGGCGGCUCCUGGCCAUCUACACCGGCGGCACCCUCGGCAUGCGCAGCGAGGGCGGCGUGCUGGUUCCCGGGAAGGGCCUGGCCGCCGUCCUCCGGACUCUGCCCAUGUUCCACGACGAGGAGCAUGCCCGGGCCCGGGGCCUCCCCGAGGACACCCUGGUGCUGCCGCCCACCGGCCCUGACCAGAGGGUCGUCUACACGGUGCUGGAGUGCCAGCCCCUCUUCGACUCCAGCGACAUGACCAUCUCCGAGUGGGUUGACAUCGCCCAGACCAUCGAGAGGCACUACGAGCAGCACCACGGCUUCGUGGUCAUCCACGGCACCGACACCAUGGCCUUCGCCGCCUCCGUGCUCUCCUUCGCGCUGGAGAACCUCCAGAAGCCGGUCAUCCUCACCGGUGCCCAGGUGCCCAUCCACGCCCUGUGGAACGACGGCCGGGAGAACCUGCUGGGCGCCCUGCUGCUGGCCGGCCAGUACGUGAUCCCCGAGGUCUGCCUGUUCUUCCAGAAUCAGCUGUUCCGGGGCAACCGAGUGACCAAGGUGGAUGCCCACCGGUUCGCGGCCUUCUGCUCCCCGAACCUGCCACCUCUGGCCACCGUGGGUGCCGAUGUCACAAUCAACCACGAGCUGGUGCGGAGGGUCCGAGGGCGGGGCCGGCUGGUGGUGCACAGCUGCAUGGAGCGCGACGUGGGCCUGCUGCGCCUCUACCCCGGGAUCCCCGCGGCCCUGGUCCGGGCCUUCCUGCAGCCGCCGCUGAAGGGCGUGGUCCUGGAAACCUUCGGCUCCGGGAACGGGCCCACCAAGGCCGGCCUGCUGCAGGAGCUGCGGGCGGCGGCAGCGCGGGGCCUUGUCAUCGUCAACUGCACCCACUGCCUGCAGGGGGCCGUCACCUCGACCUACGGCGCUGGCAUGGCCCUGGCGGGCGCUGGCACCAUCUCCGGCUCCGACAUGACCUCGGAGGCGGCCCUGGCCAAGCUGUCCUACGUGCUGGGGCUGCCGGGACUGAGCCUGGACGGCAGGAAGGAGCUGCUGGCCAGGGACCUUCGGGGCGAGAUGACGCCUCCAGCGGUGGACCGCCUCUGGCCGUCUCUGCAGGGUAGCAAGCUGGGCCGCGGGGUCGCCCAGCUCCUCAGUCUGAGCCAGGAGGCUGAUGCACUGCGGGAAGUCCUGGCGCCCAAUCUGGCCUGUGCCGCGGCCCAUGCCGGCGACCUGGAGGCCCUGCGGGCACUUGAGGAGCUGGGCAGUGACCUGAGCCUGGAGGACUUUGGCGGUCAAACCCCGCUGCACGCAGCCGCCCGGGGGGGCCACGUGGGGACGGUCGCCAUGCUGCUGCAGAGAGGCCUGGACGCAAACGCUCGGGACAAGGACGGCCUCAGCCCGCUGCUGCUGGCUGUAAGGGGCAGACAUCAGGGUGUCAUCGGGCUGCUGCGGGCGGCUGGGGGCUGCCUGUCCCCCCAGGAGCUGGAGGACUCGGGGACCGAGCUGUGCAGGCUGGCAUCCAGGGGGGACCGUGAGGGCCUGCGGGCAUGGUGGCAGGCAGGAGCUGACCUGCGACAGCCAGGCUAUGAUGGGCGCAGCGCCCUGUGCAUCGCAGAGGCUUCUGGGAACCUGGAAGUGGUGAGCUUGCUGCAGAGCCUCCAGGCUGGGGGUGAUGGCCAGGCCCUGGGCUCAGAAGUGCUGCUUGCUGUCUAACCUGAAGCUGUCCUGCUGCACUGGAAGCCAUUCCUUCCUGUCGCGACCUGCUGGAGGGGUGGCUCCGACAGCUGGAGCUGCUCCCCAUUCUGUUCCCAAGAAGCAGCCUGCUGGUCUUGGCUGGAGAGCGCGGCAAUAAAGUCUCGGGAGCACUCCCUCCCUA